Molecule: messenger RNA, 1170 nt
Organism: Dermacentor andersoni
Lineage: Eukaryota; Metazoa; Arthropoda; Arachnida; Ixodida; Ixodidae
Source: RefSeq, a predicted model, not a curated record
GACUACAGGUUUUAGAGCACCAGUGUUCAUAUUUUGAAAUUGCAGCCAUAUUAUCUAAUCAGGAUAUCCCUAUGUUUCACGUUGUCCUCGCCCUAUUGAUCUCUCCCUACACUGUGUGGUAUGUAGGGUCUCUUACACAUUCUAUACACCCAUUUCUUUUGCCAGAAUAACAAGGAAGAAGCAACAAUGGACUCAGACUGUUACGUGAACGUCGAUGGCGUGCGGAUACCUAAGAUAUUUGGCGAGGAAAACUUUCGUUCGGCAGCCAAGUACAUCCCAAGAGAUGGAGACCUGUUCGUCGUCAGCCAUCCGAAAUGCGGCACGUCGUGGGUACAGUACAUCGUCUGCAGCAUCCUAACUAGAGGAAAGCCACCUAAUAACGUUGAAGAUCUUCACGCGAUGGCUCCCUUUAUCGACGUCAGUGGCGCAGCUGCUGCAGAAAAUCCCAAGAGGACCGGACCCAUUGUUACCCAUAUUCCACCAAGUCUCCUUCGCCCAAAUGACAGGGCAAAGUAUAUUUACGUAGCACGAAAUCCCUAUGACGCUGCCGUAUCCCGCUACUAUUUCCUUAAGGGAUUCACUCGGAAGACGGUCACUGAUGUCUCCUUCCAGAGAUUCCUUCCGUUGUUUAUCGAGGGAAAGGUGGGUUACGGUAACUACUUCGACCAUUUGCUGCCGUGGUACGACAUCCGAGAAAAACACAACGUCCUGUUCAUCACCUACGAGCAGCUUAAAGCGGACACAAAGGGGCAGAUCCUCAGGAUUGCAGACUUCAUCGGGAGCGAUCAUGGAGCCAUCUUGCGAGAAGACACUAAUACACUUAAAAAAGUCUUGGAUUCGUGCAGCAUGCAGAACAUGAGAAUCCUUCACAAUGAUGAUCCAGAGGAGAGAAUUAUAAAGUUUUCUGGUAUGUUUAGGAAUACGUCCACGACUCGUGACGAAUAUUCCUAUGUCACUCCGCCCGAGUCAAGGCAUGAAGGAUCGGGAUUCGUCCGAAAGGGAGCUGUUGGAGACUGGAGGAACCACUUCACUGCUAAGCAGAUUGAAAUUACAAAGGCGUGGAUUGCGGACAAAUGUAAGAACUCAACUGUCAUGCAGCUGUGGGCCGACCUGGACCUUCCAUGAUUCAUAGGUGAAAAAUGGUACUACAAUAAAGAAUAAAAAGCAGCG